AUGCAGAUUGGCACCUUCCAGGAAAGGGGAGUCGGCAAGCCUCACAUGGAGGAUCGGCUGAUUGUUCGCGCCGGCAUUCCCGUGGAGUCCGUAGGUGCCGGCUGCAGGAAGAUCGUUGUCUCCUUGUUCGGCGUUUUCGAUGGUCACUCUGGUGCGUCCUGCAGUGACUUCGUAGCAACGAAUUUGGAUCGCGUCGUCUUCGAAUGCAUCCGACACCAGAACAAACGGGAGGUGAACAGCGACUUGGCCAUGCGAUCUGCCCUGCAAGCCGCGUUUCGCACGACGGAGCACAAUUUUUUUCAGUAUGCAAACAGGCUGGAUGCGGGGCCUGCAGCUGCCUGGACCAAUGCAGGAAGUACGGCCUGCACAUGCACCUUCUAUGGCCCAGAUGAGGAUGGCCGCCUGCGACUGGCAGUCGCCAAUGCGGGGGACAGCCGCGCCGUGUUGGGUCGGAAGGACUGUAGCGCCGUUCGGCUUUCUGAAGAUCACACGCCUGACGUACCUGGCGAGCGCAAGCGGAUUGAAACCGAAGGUGCGGCGGUGGUGCAAGCCAGCGGCAUCUGGAGAAUUGUGCUACCCAGCAAGAAGGGGACCGGCCUCGCUGGUCUGUCGGUGUCUCGUGGGUUUGGCGACAUCGAAUACAAGAUGGGCACCAACGUGGUGAGCGCGGUGCCCGAUGUCUUUCUGUCAGCCAUAGACCUGCGAGAGGACUGCUUCGUCGUCAUCGCCAGCGAUGGGGUUUGGGGUCCGGUUUCGGACGGCGAGGCUGUGAGGAUCGUGGCCGGUGCACUGCGCGAAGGCGGAGAGGACCCCACUCAAGAUUUGCCAAGCGAGGGCCGAACCCGGAAUUGGUUUCCUUUAUAUUUCUCGUUGCUUACCAGGGGUUUCGGAGAGUUUCGGAAAGUCUUCUUCCGUUUGGCGUGA
Messenger RNA from Symbiodinium natans, 924 nucleotides. The record is from the annotation of a GenBank genome assembly. Lineage: Eukaryota; Dinophyceae; Suessiales; Symbiodiniaceae.